AUGGCUAACCGGUAUUCGGAGUUGUCGCCGAGACCGUCGCGGACUUGUGACCAUUGCAAAGCUCGCAAGGUUCGAUGCAUUGAUGCCAGCUCCACGCCCCAGACUCAACGCAAUGGACUGUACAUUGAUCGUGUUCUUGGUAAUCCUGGACACGGUGGCGUCAGCAUGAAUGAUUGUUCGAUCUUCAAGAUUCAUGGCCACCAUUUGACAAGCUCGAACCUCGCUGUAUUCUCCGAAAAUAGGCUCCGACUAAUUUCGCAACGCCUCGGCCACAACCAGGUUCAAGAACUCAUCGAUAAUAUAACAGAUGUCAUCAAGACUCGAGCUACCUUGGGCAAAGAAAAUGACAAGGUCGCUGCCCUUCCAUUAUGGUCGAGCAAUGCUUCCACUGCACCUUUUCCUGUUUCAAAAAAAGAUGCGUCGGCAUACAUUGCAGCAUAUUUCAACUACAUUCACCCAUCUUAUCCCUUCCUAGACCGGCAAGAGUUCGAGCUCAAGGCUUCCAUGUCAAAUCUAAACGAAUUUCUAGAGAACCAAGCAGCGUUUUCGGCGUUAUAUCACGCGGUACUGGCCCUUGGAUGUCAAUAUGUUGGCGAGUGGUCUUUUGAUCCAGGAAAAGGGCAGGGUUCCCAGCUCUUUCAAGUUUCUUUGAGAUUGUUGCCACGUGUAUUGCUUCCACCUGACGAUUUGACUAGCCUCCAGGCCGUGACAGCGAUGUCUAUAUUCGGCAUCAGUUUGCCCGGCAUGCACAUCGAAGACACCUUGAUCAUCGAAGCGGCAAGGAUAGCUAUACGCCUCGGGUCCCAUCGUGGCAUCACCGCAGGUGGGGCCGAGUCCUUGCAUUAUAAGGCAUUCUGGGUAAUCUACGUACUUGAGAGGAUGACUUGCUUCUUUUACGGGAAAAGUCCUGUACUGGCCGAUUACGACAUUGGAUGUCCUAUUCCUGACACUCCUGAGUCAGAAAUAGAAGGGGUAAACUUUUUCGUCGUUAUUCUUCGCGGCUGCAGAAUACUAUCGAAGACAUAUCAGAUGCUGUUCUCUGCCAGCGCUACCAUGAACACAUCUGAACAGUACUUUGACGCCGUUGAUUUGAUCAAGGCCGAUAUAGAGCGAUGGACGGGCUGUAUCCCUGAGAAGUUCCGCCCUGGAAUGCCAUUCGUCGCAGGCAACACUUGGUUUACUUUCAUGCUUCUAAGGCUUCAUGGGGUGUAUCAUGCUCUUGUGAUUUCUCUUUGCCGUUUGGAGCUGCAUGUUGGGGCAGAUCAGCAAGGACCUCGGAUGGCAAAGACGAGAAAACUACUAAUGAACACAGCACGUACGGUAUUGCAAUUGACGACUUACAUCGAUCUGAAACCUUAUACCCCGUUGUGGAUGUUGGGGACCAUACCCUGCUCUGCGACGUUCAUCCUAUUUGACUUCAUCAUUCAUAAUCCGACCCACCCUGAAACGGAGGCCAAUCUUACACUCCUAGAUAUGGCCGCGGGUUACUUCGGCCGCCUUCAAUAUGCUACUGGGGGGGAUUUCCCAGCCCAUCUAAUGUCUGGGUUUGCACAGAUCGCGACAGACUUUGUUCGACGCACUCGCUUUGAGAGCAGCAAGGCCACUCCCAUUGCCGUGAACGACCUCAACCCCACGCUAACAACUGAGCCUUCGGUCUCAGUGCAGACGCCUUUAGAUGUAUUGCAACCUAGCAGCUUCACAAAAUUUUCUUUGCCGGAGGACAUCUCUACGGAACCACUGUUCUAUCCUGUCACAGGCUUUGAGUUACCUUUAAGCGAAGACUCAAUCACGGGAUUCAACUUUAGUGCCUUGUUUGAUUCCAUGAUGCCGGAAUUUCGACCCUAUUAG
Messenger RNA from Neoarthrinium moseri, 1848 nucleotides. RefSeq lists its product as uncharacterized. Lineage: Eukaryota; Fungi; Ascomycota; Sordariomycetes; Amphisphaeriales; Apiosporaceae. Bases 1 to 1848 code for a protein of 615 amino acids. Gene Ontology annotation, molecular function: zinc ion binding; DNA-binding transcription factor activity, RNA polymerase II-specific; DNA binding. The record is from RefSeq and is a predicted model, not a curated record. Gene Ontology annotation, biological process: regulation of DNA-templated transcription; DNA-templated transcription. The transcript has 9 exons.